AUGCAACAGGGGGCCACACAAGUUAACCCACAAAACUCUGCACUGGAUGACGUGACUAAGGAGGUGGUUCAGCACCCGAAGAGGAGGAAGAGGAAGGUUGCUGUGUUUCUGGGAUACAUUGGCGAGAAUUACUAUGGCAUGCAGAUGAAUCCCGGCGUAAUUACAAUUGAGCAGGUCUUGCUUUCUGCUUUUUAUCGGGCCGGCUUGAUAUCUGAGGCGAAUAAGGAUUCGCUAUCCAAGGUUAAUUGGAUGCGCGCUGCACGCACUGACAAAGGUGUUUCGGCGGCAGGACAAUGCGUUUCGGCCAAGCUUGAGUGUGAGGUGGAGAAGAAUAUUGCCCCUGGUGUUGUCGAAGCUAUCAAUCAUCACUUGCCUGCUGAUGUCAUGGUCUACGGUCUCAUGCGUGCUACAGCCGCAUUUAACGCCCGUAUGGACUGCCACCGCCGUCGGUAUGAAUACAUGUUCCCUGUAAGGUUGCUUGGCGGGCCGAACGAAGUCAUGAAGGAGGAAGAACCAGGGGCUGGCGAUCCCCGCGCUGCUAGAUUCACUAAUAUCUUGAAGCGGUAUGAAGGCACGCAUUGCUUUGCAAGCUUUACCGACGGAUUGACUGGCAAAGACGAUUCAUCGCGUCGUUUCAUGAUUCGAGUGCGAUGCGGUCAGCCCUUUCUUCCGCCUAACUCGGGCGUAUAUUACGUUUCUGUUGAGGUUUACGGCCAAAGCUUUCUAUUGCAUCAGAUUCGUAAAAUGGUCGGUUUGGCUCUUUUUAUUCAUUUGGGGCACGCACCCGAGGAGACUAUCCCGGUUGCAUUAUGCCCUAACAUGAAGAUUCCAACUCCAAUGGCGCCUGCGCUGGGCUUGCUGUUGGAUACAUUAACGUUUGAAAACUACAACUUACGCCAUCAAUCUGUUUUGGAAAAGCCUAUAACCGUUGACCAAUUUCGGGAAGCGAAGGAAAAGUUCAAGUUGGAGCGUAUUUAUAAGAAAAUUGCAGAAAGAGAAAGACUGGAACGAAUUCUUGAAACCUGGGUCAGAACAUGUCAUCAGAAACAACGGUACGACGCCGACGAGAUCGGAAAGUUACACGAGAAAUUUGUUUUAACCGACGAUGGGCGUGAGGAGCAGCGGAGAGCACAUAUUGCCUCGUUGUAUCCAAUUAAGACAAACAUGCGUGCAUUCCUUGAUGUUCCAGACGAAGAGACCUUCCGGCUUGCAAAGGCUAUGAAGGAACAGUUUCAAGUGCGGUACGGAGAGGAGCCUUCGUUUCUUGCGAGGGCACCAGGUCGUGUAAUUCUUAUUGGGGAACAUUUGGAUUACAACGGACUGCCGGUGAUAACUCUAGCGACUACGCAAGGCACCAUGUUCGCAGGUUGCCUGGAUAGCACAGAGCACAUUGAAGUCUGUCAUGUCGAGAAUAGUCGCUACGGACCUGGAAUGUUUCGGAAUAGUGGGACGAGGAUGGCUGUCUCCGAGGAUGAGAAGGUCUCACUGGUUGACAGAAACUGGCUUCAGUACGUAUCAUGGGGGAUCAAAGCCCUUGUGGAGAGUCUUCCUAUGAGCAAAAGAACAGUGACUGGAGGUGGCCGGCUGCUCGUUGGUGGGAAUCUGCCGAGAGCCGGUGGCAUGUCUUCGAGCUCGUCAUUGGUAGCAGGAUCGGCUCUGGUAGCGGCACGGUUGAAUAGGAAGCGAAUCCCGAAGCAAGAGAUUGCGCUCUUGGCUGCACGAGCCGAGCGCGAUGGAGCUGGUACGAAAGGCGGUGCUGUUGAUCAUAUCACAAGUUUGUGUGGUGUGCGAGAAAGCGCUCUAAAAAUAUCCUUCACACCCCACGUAGUCAUUGACAAGGUAGAAAUUCCUGAUGGGGUAGCCCUGUUUGCUGUCAACUCUGGAGUGAGGGCGGAAAAAGGCUUCGAUGAUCGGGUGAGGUCAGAAUUUAACAUGCGCGCGGCUGAAUGUCGAAUUGGUGCAGCAAUACUUGCACGGCGAUUGAAAGUGCAUUUAUGCAAAUCCGUAACGACUCCUGGCCAGUUGCUGUUUCAAGCCUGCAAAACGUCGAUUUUGAAAUGCCGGUCCAUGUCACAACUACGGACGAUUGCCUUUGAGGUGAUGCAAAAUGACGAAAUUCUAUCCUUGUCUGAGGUAAGGCAAGAACUGGGCCUUGCCGAAAUAGAAUUGCAAAAUCGAUUCGUGAUGGGUGUUCAAGGGAGUAUAUUUGAAGUCGGCAGACGAAUGUCUCAUGUCUUCUCUGAAGCAGUAAGAGUGGAAGAUUUUGUAAGAGUGUCCAUGGAUCAUAAUUCGGCUCCAUCGGUCAGACUGCAACAGUUUGGUCGAAUUCUCAAUGAAGGACAAACAUCCCUCAAAGAAGUUUUUGAAUCGAGUUGCCCUGAGGUCGACCAAGUCGUGGACUUCUGCAGAAAAAGUGGAGCAGUUGGUAGUAGGAUGACAGGGGCCGGCUGGGGUGGGUACACUAUCAACUUGGUACCGAAGGACCGGGCAUCUCACUUUAAGCAUGCAGUCACUGAGAUGUACGGAAAUGAAGCUGUCGUAGAGGUCACGCCAAACUCGGGUGGUUGUAUCUUUGCCAUCCAUAAAUCAUAUGGGACGGGAGAUAGGGAAAGAACUAAAGGCAGGCACUGGGAAAGACGGAAUCGAGUGCCCGCCCACGAAUCUCCGGCGAGGGAAUGA
Molecule: messenger RNA, 2679 nt
Organism: Chondrus crispus (carragheen)
Lineage: Eukaryota; Rhodophyta; Florideophyceae; Gigartinales; Gigartinaceae
Exons: 1
Coding region: 1-2679 (892 amino acids)
Biological process (GO): carbohydrate phosphorylation; galactose metabolic process; tRNA pseudouridine synthesis
Cellular component (GO): cytosol
Molecular function (GO): ATP binding; galactokinase activity; pseudouridine synthase activity
Source: RefSeq, a predicted model, not a curated record